Molecule: messenger RNA, 1723 nt
Organism: Engraulis encrasicolus (European anchovy)
Lineage: Eukaryota; Metazoa; Chordata; Actinopteri; Clupeiformes; Engraulidae
Gene: hsd17b14
Product: hydroxysteroid (17-beta) dehydrogenase 14
Exons: 9
Coding region: 230-1027 (265 amino acids)
Biological process (GO): steroid catabolic process
Cellular component (GO): cytosol
Molecular function (GO): estradiol 17-beta-dehydrogenase [NAD(P)+] activity
Source: RefSeq, a predicted model, not a curated record
UCUCAUGACUGCAGGGAACUUCGAACUCGUGCAAAACUCCUGUAUUGGUCAAAAUCAGCUGAUUCAACAAUGAAAUGCAAUUGCGUUGGCCCAGCACUUCGAAAAGUCUUUGUCGAUAUAUCGGUAAGGUGGACAGAAGCGUAGUUUUUAGCCCGCAACUCAAUAUUCCUUUUAAACGGAGACUUUCAAUUUACAGCUACAACGUUAGCAGAGACAGGAUAUUGCAAGGAUGGCCCUGCGUUAUUGUGACAAAGUUGCCAUCGUUACUGGUGGCUCCAGAGGAAUUGGGAGAGGCAUUGUGAAAGUUUUUGUUGAACAAGGGGCAAAGGUUGUUUUCUGUUCAAAAGAGGCGGAUGGAGGAAAGGAGUUGGAGUCCGAGUUGAACAAGAAGGGGCCCGGGACAUGCCUCUUCAUCCUCUGUGAUAUGUCCAAGGAGGAGGACAUCAAGCGGUUGAUUGCUGAAACUGUGAAACACUUUGGACAAAUAGACUGUCUGGUGAACAACGCAGGGUGGCACCCUCCACACAAGCCCACAGAUGAAACCACAGCACAGGAGUUCAGGGACCUCCUUGACUUGAACCUUAUUGGCUAUUUUCUCGCUUCCAAGUAUGCGCUUCCAUACCUGAGACAAAGGCAAGGCAGCAUUAUAAACGUGGCCAGCCUGGUAGCCUCCAUAGGCCAGAAGGAUGCCGUGCCGUAUGUAGCCACAAAGGGGGCAGUAGUAGCUAUGACUAAGGCCAUGGCUGUUGAUGAGAGCCGCUAUCAAGUCCGAGUCAACUGCAUCUCUCCUGGUAAUGUGCUGACUCCGAUGUGGAAGGAGCUUGCUGGCCUGUCAGAGGAUGCUACUCGCACCAUUAAGGAAGGGGAGAAUGCACAGCUGCUAGGUCGCAUGGGCACAGAGGAGGAGAGUGGGCGCGCGGCCCUCUUCUUGGCAGCCGACGCCACCUUCUGCACCGGCAUCGACUUGCUCCUCAGCGGGGGAGCCGAGCUCAACUAUGGCUUCAAGAGUCAGGUGCCCCAGUCGUGAAGACGAACGCCGUCUGACGUCUUCCUCUGGUGACUGGUCACACUGCAUCCCAAUCUACUGCCACAGCUGCUGCAGGUCAUCAUUAAUCUAUUUUCAAUUUUCAAUUGUAUUAAGAAGAGCCCCUUGAGAUGAAUCAUCUCGUUUUCAAGGGGGUCCGUAUUUUAUCUAACUUUGUUUAAUCUAACACGUCUAGUUACAGAGUAUUUGUUUACAUGUAACAAAAGGGAUUAGGCACAUGAUAACGGAUGCAACCUGUAUGGGUGCCUUAGCAGGGCAUUACAGGGCAUAAUUCUACUGUAAUUUUUCUGGAUGUAUGGGGAAAUGUUUACCUGUUAUUUGUACAACAUGUUAUAGCAUUGUCAGCAUAUUACUCUUGUUAAUAUCUAACAAUUGAUAACCUUUUAUAUUGCUUUCAUUGUGUUAUUAAUUAAUUAGUCAUUUUUAUUACAAUUGUAAUAACGCUCUCAGGAUUUUAAUGCAGGCACUUUACUACACUGUAUUACUGAUAAUUCCUUCUGUCCACUAGAGACUUUCGCCUACUUAACCUGCGUACAACAUUACAGCCAUUUGGCUUUCACUUUUGCCUUACUCUGAUCUAUUAUUUUAACAUGCACCCAACACAAAUGCCAUCUUACGUCAUUGUGUAAUGUGCAAAGCAGCCAUCUUGCAAAAGAAUAAAAUGCAUAUUGAGUUUUA